UUGACCGUGCAGAGAUCUCUGCUCCCUGGAUUAGAACAAGCCUGUGCUUGUUCAUUACACAAGUAUUCAGGAUCUGCUUCUCCCAAGGGCAUUUAAAACACAUGAAGGUGGUGUUGCGUAAAAAGCAAGCUCUUGUGUUCAGCAAAUAUAACCGAGUGAGCAGAGACAGCGUCACUCACUCGCCGAGAGGGGAGCUGGACGUCCUGCUGUCUCCAGUGGAAUACAAGCAAUGGAUAUUGAGAAGGUCAACUCCAUGGACUUUGGAGAAUUUGUGGAUGUGUUUGGGAAUGUCAUUGAAAGAUGUCCUCUGAUUGCAGCUGCUGUUUGGUCCCAGCGACCAUUCUCUGAUUUGGAAGAUUUAAAGAAGCACUUUUUUGCCUUUAUUGAUGCCCUUCCACAGUCAGAUCCCACGUCUAUUCCCGGCGCCGGAGCCGGACAACCGCUUUACUGGGAUCCAGAGACAGGCCAGGAGGGCAUCCUGCGCUGCCACCCGGACCUGGCGGGCAGCGAGCUGCGGCGGGGCACGCUCACGGCCGAGUCGCAGCGGGAACAGAGCGCCGCGGGCCUGACGAGCCUGGGCGCGGACGAGCGGCUCCGGCUGGCGGAGCUCAAUGCGCAGUACCGCGCGCGCUUCGGCUUCCCCUUCGUGCUGGCCGCGCGCUUCAGCGACCGGGCGGCGGUGUCGCGUGAGCUGGCGCGCCGUCUGCUCUGCCCGUCCGCGCAGGAGCUGCGCACCGCUCUGGGCGAGGUGAAGAAGAUCGGCAGCCUGCGCCUGGCCGACCUCCUCCGCGCCGACCCCGCCAAGCCGUAGCUGCCGCGCGGGCCAGGGACCAGGGAGGCACAACCGGACGCGUGGGGGCCACGGCCUGGAGCUGUGCGUCCUGGGCGGGAGGCGGACUCGGGCCUGGAACAGCGUUCAUACACGUGCACAAAGGAAGUGGAGAAUUGAGGCAAUCAUACGAGUAAUGAGUCCUUUUGUCCACCCACCCACACGCGCACGCGUUGCCGAAAUAUCCAUAUUGUUUAGUGCUUUGCCCCGGAUUUAUCCAGCUCACUGCUUCAAUUCUUCACUCCCUUUGCGGCCCCCGACACCACCGGCCUUUGUGGAUUCCAAAGCGUUUAUCCAGUUCUCCCCAACCCUCUCCUGCUAAGCCCGAACUGCAAAGCAAAACGGACGGAAAAGGAAUCUUUUAUGCCACA
Molecule: messenger RNA, 1200 nt
Organism: Macaca mulatta (Rhesus monkey)
Lineage: Eukaryota; Metazoa; Chordata; Mammalia; Primates; Cercopithecidae
Source: RefSeq, a predicted model, not a curated record